Messenger RNA from Protobothrops mucrosquamatus (brown spotted pit viper), 439 nucleotides. It is a transcript of the gene LTC4S, whose product is annotated as leukotriene C4 synthase. The record is from RefSeq and is a predicted model, not a curated record. Bases 1 to 405 code for a protein of 134 amino acids. Gene Ontology annotation, biological process: leukotriene biosynthetic process. NCBI's taxonomy places the organism in Eukaryota, Metazoa, Chordata, Lepidosauria, Squamata, Viperidae. Gene Ontology annotation, cellular component: membrane; endoplasmic reticulum; nuclear envelope. The transcript is spliced from 5 exons. Gene Ontology annotation, molecular function: enzyme activator activity; glutathione transferase activity; leukotriene-C4 synthase activity.
AUGUUGCACCAUAUAGCUCUAUUGUCCACUGUUACUGUUUUGGGUGUGCUGGAACAAGCCUAUUUUGCCAUUCAGGUGAUCGUCUUUCGGAGGAAGUUCAAAGUCUCUCCUCCCAUCACUUCAGGCCCACCAGAAUUUGAAAGGAUCUUCAGAGCACAAGCAAAUUGCUCAGAAUAUUUCCCAAUAUUUCUCUCCCUCUUAUGGGUGGCUGGAAUCUUUUCCCAUCAAGUUUUGGCUGCCUUCUGUGGACUAAUUUACCUUUAUGCUCGCUAUCAAUACUUUAGAGGAUAUGCGCAUUCUGCUGAAAGAAGAUUGGGCCCCAUGUAUUUCAGCGCUGGAGUUCUUUUCAUUCUUAUUGGCUUGUCCAUAGUGGGAUUACUUGUCCAUUUUGUGCGAUACUUUUGAUUCCUUAAAAGUGCUUUGAAAUCAACCAUUCACC